Messenger RNA from Psammomys obesus (fat sand rat), 2017 nucleotides. RefSeq names its product transmembrane protein 184C (gene Tmem184c). Bases 32 to 1585 code for a protein of 517 amino acids. Gene Ontology annotation, biological process: transport. Lineage: Eukaryota; Metazoa; Chordata; Mammalia; Rodentia; Muridae. The transcript has 11 exons. Gene Ontology annotation, molecular function: transporter activity. The record is from RefSeq and is a predicted model, not a curated record.
GGAAACGGAAGCGGACGCAAAUCUUGCAAAGAUGAGCUCGGAAGAAGUUUCCGACGGAGAGACGGAGGAGGAAGCAACCGAAGAACAGAACUUACCAAAAUCUUGGUUCGGUUCCUUUACCCGGCUGCUGAGAGCUGGCUCGUUUACGAAAAUGCCUUGCGCUUGUAAUCGGAACAACUGGAGGAGAUGGAUUCGACCCCUGCUCGUACUUAUUUACGUAGUUUCCAUCCUGGUCGCGGUUCCUCUGUGUAUUUGGGAACUCCAGAAACUGAAGGUUGGAAUCCACACUAAAGCUUGGUUUAUUGCUGGAAUAUUUCUGCUGUUGACGAUACCUGUGUCAAUGUGGGGAAUUCUUCAACAUCUGGUACAUUACACACAACCUGAACUUCAAAAACCCAUCAUAAGGAUUCUUUGGAUGGUUCCAAUAUAUAGUUUGGAUAGUUGGGUGGCUUUGAAAUAUCCCAAAAUUGCAAUAUACGUGGACACCUGGAGGGAAUGUUAUGAAGCAUAUGUCAUCUAUAACUUCAUGAUAUUUCUUAACAACUACCUGACAAUUCGAUUCCCAAACUUGAUGCUACACCUGGAAGCUAAAGAUCAGCAAAACCACCUCCCUCCUUUAUGCUGCUGUCCACCAUGGGCAAUGGGGGAAAUGCUGCUUUUUAGAUGCAAACUAGGAGUGUUACAGUACACAGUGGUCAGACCAAUUACUACCGUAACUGCUCUGGUGUGUGAAAUCCUUGGAGUAUACGAUGAGGGGAACUUUAGUUUCUCCAAUGCUUGGACCUACCUGGUUAUAAUAAACAAUUUGUCACAACUGUUCGCCAUGUACUGCCUUCUGCUGUUUUACCAAGUGCUCAAGGAAGAACUCAGCCCUAUACAACCUGUUGGCAAGUUUCUCUGUGUGAAGCUUGUCGUCUUCGUCUCCUUUUGGCAAGCAGUACUUAUUGCUUUGUUGGUUAAAGUUGGCGUUAUUUCAGAAAGGCGCACCUGGGAAUGGCAAAGUGCAGAAGCUGUGGCCACGGGCCUGCAGGACUUUAUAAUCUGCGUUGAAAUGUUCCUUGCGGCAAUCGCCCAUCAUUAUAGUUUCUCCUAUAAGCCCUACGUGCAUGAAGCGGAGGAGGGCUCCUGCUUUGACUCCUUCCUCGCUAUGUGGGACUUGUCAGAUAUCAGAGAUGAUAUUUCUGAACAAGUAAGACGAGUCGGGAGGACAAUGCGAGGUUAUCCCAAAAAAAAGUGUUUUCCUGGAGACCCGGAUCAUACCGAACAUUCAAGCCUGCUUUCUUCAUCAUCACAAGGUGCAGUUUCUGGUGGUUCAAAGACAUCCUCACCAGUGGGCCUGUACCAAGGCUUUGGACACACAGUUACUUCACCAAGUCCACUUUCUAUAGACAGCCUAUAUGAAGAUAUCAUGAGUGAUAUCCAAGAAGAGAGAGAGUUUCUUGAUAUAAACCAAGAUACCACGAUUAACAUCCCUGAAGAUCAGUCUUCCGAUACAAGCCAAGGUCAAGACUUUGAACCCACGGUUCCUUUACAGGCUACACUUUUUGCUGCCAAGCCAUGUAACAACACAUUUGACAUCCCAUAAGAGCAGGAGCCUUCCCGAACACCCAUGGACCCUUAAAGCUACCACAACCCUCAUUUCAAAGAUAGGCAAAACCCAGAUACAACUACUAGAUAUAAUACACACAUAUGUACAUGUCAGUAUACAUAUAUAUAUAUAUAUUUGUAUAUGUUUUGUAUAUCACAAAUAUUAUUUAAAUUUCCUAGGCUUUAGCUUUCUUAAACUGUUAAAGUAUCAUAUAUUCAAAGAGUAGGUAGCAACUUUAGCAAAAUUCUCUUGAAUUUCUCAAAAGGACAUUUAAAAACAAAAACCAGUGCUUCUUACCACUGCAUGAGUGCAAUGCAAAUGUAAAUAUAUUUACUGAAAAUGUAAAUAUAAACUUCAGAUUAAUUGAAUUUAAUGUAAUCCCAAUCAUGUGCCAUUUAACUUUACAUAAUUAUACUUUAAACUCUCAGA